UAGGAAAAAAUAAACACAAUCCAACGGUUUCCUCUGACUAUAAGGCGCAGGAUGGAUCUCUGGAAAGGGCUCUGGCGGCAGUGCGUCAAUUUCUUCUCCUACAAUUAUCCGUGCAUCGCCGUCUACACCAGUGCGGGGGCCGUCGUGACGGCCUACCUGCACUACCACCUACGGAUCCACAGCCUCGACCUGAUGUACUGGAAGAACGUGGCGGAGUCCUUUUCGAAGGAAAUCGACACCUUUCAGCUGGGUAUGAUAUGCGUCAUAUUCGCGAUCAAUGGCGUAUACGUGUUCGUCCUGCUGACCGUUUAUCUGUGCCCGGCCCUGGAGCGAGAUGAUGUCGAGAUGACGCUGCUGGAGAUCAAGGACCGCUACGCCCGCUACAUUCUUCUGCGGCUGAUUGCGCGCCUUGACCGCAUCCAGGGCGGGCUGUCCAACAGGCGGCAGAGCCUCUGCUUGCAAGACUAUACACGGGCCCACAGCAGCAUGGCCAAGGCGGUGGCCGUCUUCCGCAAGGACGCCCGCAAACUCAUCCUGCCCAGCGAGUCGGAGAUUAUGCUGCCCAUCGAGGAUAUCUACCACGUGGCCGAGGAGGAUGAGCGCCAACUGAGGCGCGCCGGCUACUACAAGUUGGGCAUCGACAUCUCCGACGAGACCGUCAAGAAACUGUACAACCCCAAAUAAAGAGCAUAGAUCACCCGCUGCCCAUGGAUCGCC
Messenger RNA from Drosophila persimilis, 717 nucleotides. RefSeq lists its product as uncharacterized. Lineage: Eukaryota; Metazoa; Arthropoda; Insecta; Diptera; Drosophilidae. The transcript has a single exon. The record is from RefSeq and is a predicted model, not a curated record. The coding region runs from base 52 to 684 and encodes 210 amino acids.